AACCAUUUGACCUUGAGAUCUAAUAGCGGUGCUUUAGUGUAUGACGUUACCAUCAUGGUGCUAGAUUUAGAUCUUUUCAGAGUCGAUAAAGGAGGUGAUCCUGAACUUAUUCGUUCCAAUGAAAUCAAAAGAUUCAGAGGUACUAAACGUGUCGAUUUGCUAUUAGAAGCAGAUGAGAGUUGGCGGAAAGCACGUUUCAGAGCUGAUCAUUUAAACAAAGUAAAGAACUUCUGCAGCAAAACUAUUGCUAAGAAGAUUAAAGAAAACAUAGAUGGCCCGGAUUUCGAGUCUAAUUUGUUUGGUGAUGUAUUUGAUCGCCUUGAUUCACUUGUGGAAGCUGAUUUGCAGUCCUUGAGUGUAGCACAGUUAAAGUCUUUGUCCUGUCUUAUUGAUGAAGAAACAAAGAAAAAUGCAGCCUUCGUAGUGGAGUUCGAGUCUGUAAGACAGCAGCAAUUGUAUGAGAUUGGUAAUCUUCUACACCCAGAUGUACCGAUAAGCAACAAUGAGGAAGACAAUUUGGUUAUUCGAACUUUCGGAAAGAGCGAUUUUCGAAAACCUUUAUCUCAUGUUGAUUUAGUGAUAAUGGUAGAUGGUUUUGACGGUGAACGUGGAAGUACAGUAGCCGGAGGUCGUGGAUAUUUUUUAAAGGGGCCGCUAGUCUUCCUGGAACAAGCAAUCAUAAACUUAGCUCUACAAAUGUUAGAUGAACGUGGUUUUACGCCACUGUACACUCCAUUUUUUAUGCGCAAGGAGGCUAUGCGAGCAGUCGCUCAGUUAAGUCAGUUUGAUGAAGAAUUAUACAAAGUUACAGGCCGUCGUGAACUCAACGUCACAACCAAUCAUGAUUCACAAGCAAAUGAAACUGAAGAGGAAGAGAAAUAUUUAAUUGCAACAUCCGAACAACCGAUCGCUGCAUUUCAUCAAGACGAAUGGUUACCCAUUGAUCAAUUACCGAUUAAGUAUGCAGGGAUCUCGACUUGUUUCAGACAAGAAGUUGGUAGUCAUGGUCGUGAUACUCGUGGGAUAUUUCGUGUUCAUCAGUUCGAAAAGGUUGAACAGUUUUGUAUUACUAGUCCGCACGAUAAUCUGUCAUGGGAGAUGUUUGAUCAUAUGAUUUCUAAUGCUGAAGCAUUUUACCAGGCUCUGAAGUUGCCUUAUCGUGUUGUUUCCAUUGUAUCGGGUGAGCUAAACAAUGCUGCAUCUAUGAAGUAUGAUUUAGAAGGUUGGUUCCCUGGGUCCGGAGCCUAUAGGGAACUUGUAUCGUGUAGUAAUUGUUUGGACUAUCAAUCUCGUCGGUUAGCAAUUCGUUUCGGUCAGACAAAAAAAAUGAAUAAAAGUGUUGAAUAUGUACAUAUGCUCAACGCAACGAUGUGUGCAACCACUCGAGUUAUUUGUGCGAUUCUAGAGAAUUAUCAAGCAGAACAUGGGAUUAUUGUUCCUGAUGUUUUAAAAUCAUUCAUGCCCAAAAGUCAGUGUAUUUUUUUGUUAUUGAUGAAAAUAUUGUUGAGUGGGCUAUAAUCCCUUUUUUAAAAAUUUAUUCUAUGAUUAUGCAUGAUGCCUUCAUACUGUAAGAUUUAAUUCGUUCAACUUAGCAGCUAAACUAUUCACUUUUGUAUUAGGUUUUAUAUCACAUUUGCUGAGUGUUGGUGUUACCAACAGAGUACUGGAGUCAAAGUACUCUGUUUUAAGUAGUUGAGAGUUGGUUGCUUAAUCACUAACCCUCCACUUAGUGUUCAUAGUCUUAAUAUAUAAUCACCCCUGACUGAACAUCAGUAUUUUUAAUAGACUAUUAAAUCCAUGGGGGUUUUCAUUCAUAAUAAAUGCAACGUAUCUAAUAUCCGAAUCAUUGCGAUGUUGUGUAUAUAUGAAGUGAGAUGAUAAUGUAAUUAGCCAGUUUAUACCGUUAAUUUUAUCAAGUUAUUUCAGUCAAUAAUUAAAUGUAUCAUCUCUCCAUCAAUCACUUUGCUCACAUUUAAUCGUAUAUUCUCAUGUGUUUGUGAAUGUGGAAGAGUCUAUUAUUUAUUCUCUUAUUGGCUGUAAAUGUACUCCAUCAAUAUUUCGUGAUUCAUACAUAUACGCAUAUUCAUUCUUAUACAUAUUCUCUCCUGUUGCAUGGUUUGGUUGAUUUACACUUGGCUGUUGAGCUGAUACGUUUUCAAUGAAGUAACUUCGAUCUGAUUUCGUGUCUGCUUUUGAAUGUCUCGUGGUAAAUUAAAACUAGUUAUUACUUUGGGUUUUAUAACCAGUCAUAUAACACUGAUUAAGGAGUGGUGAGCCAACGUAUGAACUUGCCGCAGCCUACGACGAAACCGCCUCCAAAAUAAUUUGUUUGUCGCUAAUUGGUAAUUAUACCUACUCAGAAUCACGAUUGAUUACUAGUUGUAUUUAGUCGGUGUGCUAUUACAUAUUUUGUUUCAUGAGUACUGUGACAUAAUAUAUCAGUAUUAACUAUCGUUACAAUCACAUGGAACCAUUACGUAUUACACAGUGAACAUACUAGUAACCUUCCUCUCAUUCUCAUAGGAUCUAUUUCUCCGUAUAUCAAUUCCGUUUUCCUCUUUAAUCCGUCGACUUUGUCAGUUAAGGACACACUGAGUACAUGGUAGGUCGUUUAAUAUCAUUUGUGUGUUCUAUCGGGUAUUCUCGCUAGCUUGUCAGUGUCGCUGUUGCUGAAAUUUACUGUCUGCUGUAUAAUUUGCGGCAAUUCACAUAACCAUAAUCCAUAGAAUAAAGUAUUGUCUACUUUCGUACUUCCCCCUGUUUCGGUUUGGGCACUCGCGCAGCAUCACAGCCCUCACAUAAAUCAGGUGAGAUUUGUGCGGUGUAUAUAUAUCUGGUGCCCCCCUUGUACUAAUAUUUAUGUGUUUAAAUAAAUGAAAUAAAUCUAGGUCAUUGUCCGCCGGUAUCGUAGUUCGAACAAUCGUUUUUGUCUGUAUAAUUCAAAGUUCAAACUUUCUUGCCAAUAAGUUGCUGAACAAUAAAAUAGUGACUGAUAGAAUGUUUUUAAGAAACUUAGAACUACGAAGUUCUAGACAGAGACCUUAAAUACAGCUUUUUAAUUUUGUAUUCCGCUUCUUGAAGCUGCAAUACUCAUUAUGUAGUGUCUGUGCAUGGCUAAAUGCACUAUAGAGCAUCAUAUUAUUCGUUUACCGUUAGUGUUGUACUUCUCUUCAGAUCAAAACAUCUCAGUUAAUAUUCUUAUGUGUGCAUAUUGUAAUUACUUCUGUUCUUUAGUUAGUGUUGAUUCACUAACAGUUUGCAAUUAUUGUGAAUGAAUUAUUUUUGUCUCAUUCAUAUGAUAUAUUUGCACACUUUCUCUUUUCACUUAUCGUAUUAGAAUAUCAGAAAUUUAUACCAUUCAAAGGACAUGAAGAUAAAAUACCUGUCAGCAUUGAUAAUGUGCCAGAGACACUUUGCAAUUCAUCCAAUGCAAAAUUUCACGAUGAAACAUCGUUCAAUGAGCUGAAUGAAAGAAUAAAUGCUUUAACUGGAGCCACAGAAUCUGGUCUCGUCAAUGCUAUUUCUCAGAUAUCUGAAGUUCAAAAACGAAUCGAAGAUAAGUUAAAUACACUAAGUUUAUUCACCACAAGUAAUCACAUUGAAAAAGAUGUCCGUAACAAAAAUUUUGCUGUUGUUCAUCCUGUAGAAGAUAAAAAUGACCUUGAAGUUGAAAAUAAAGAUACAGUUGAUAAUGAGUCAGUGAGUUUACAAUCAACUACUCCAGAACCAACUGAUUCUAAGAAGAAGCGGAAGAGAAAACCAAAAAAGAAACAAUCGGAUUAGAAUUUUAUUUUACUGUGGUGCUCAGCUAAUAUUGCAUAUUAAUGUUUUAUUGUUUUGACUCACGCUUGCAUAUAAAUAUAAAUCUUGUCUGUGGUGUUA
This is a messenger RNA of Schistosoma rodhaini, 3882 nucleotides long. The record is from the annotation of a GenBank genome assembly. Lineage: Eukaryota; Metazoa; Platyhelminthes; Trematoda; Strigeidida; Schistosomatidae.